AUGACAGCAACUGCGGUGCCCACCUCCCAGGCAGUUGCUGAAUGGAUUCGAAUUUUUCCAAAGCAAGCAACAGAGAACUAUACAAGUUCCGUUACAUUUAUGAAACAACUUACAGUCGUAGCAGUUAGUACCAUAACGUUUUUAAAAAAUGUUCUUCCCGAAGAUUGUUAUAUGAUAGAAACUUUUGGAGGUAUUAAAUUACGAAUACUGAAAAAGAAAUGUACAGACGAGUGGGCACAGUUCCUGAGCACGGCCUUAACGCAGGCUUUUGAUGCAUUUGAUAAGAAAUAUCUUCACCAAUUAGCUUUAUGUUUUUACGAAGACGAGUGUAAGUUGGAGAAUUUGGUCGAGUAUCACAUUUUCGAGUAUAGCUAUAACGCUGAUGGGGUGACCAUGAAUGUUCACUCGAAAAACCGGGACAGUACAAAACACACAAUGCGGUAUUCGUUCGAAAAUGUGAGAGAGAAAACUGUCCAAUUAAUUAGGGCUUGUGUUGUCAUCAUGCAGUCUUGUCCGAGAGAGUUUUCUACGUCUUAUGAUGUAAGCUUGCGCCUUUAUUAUAAUGAAAACGCACCAGCGGACUACCAAGCACCAGGGUUCGUGAGUACGGGAGAUGAGGACCACUUGGAGCCAACAAUUCACGAGAAACUCAAACUUGGCUGGGUGGAAACGCCAUACCAUAAACUUGUGGCUCACUCGUUCUUUAAGGAACCCAUGAAGGCUAGUCAUGAGGCUAAUCCAACUCAGAAUCCACCGGUACUUUCCAAUGAUAUGGAACUAUCAGGUUCAGUUCAGAUGUCGACACCAGGGUCUGAAGUCCGUCUGUGUUGUCCCUGCAAUAAGUACGGGAUUUACGAUGCCUGUACACCGUCUGAAUUGCUUACUUGCUACUACUGUAAGUUACAGCAGCACGCGGCGUGUUUCGGCGUAGUGCGCAACUUGGUGUCGCGGGUGGCCCGCCACUGCUGCUCCAAGUGCUAUGACGUGGAUCCAUCCCGCACCCCCACUGAUACCAACCUGGCUUCCUUGAGUAUGAGGAAACGGGAGUGCCUAUGCAUAUUCCGACGUACAUUGGAGUUAUGUUCGGAAGUUCAGACCAUUGAGGCGCGGGACCUGAUAGAUAAAUUUGAUAUAACCGAGUCCAACGCUGCCAAGCUCAUGAAGUUACUUCAUUCAAAUAAAAUCAUACAGCAAGAUCCCCAGUCCAAUCUGACCACACCGCAGAAAAUAAUGCCGGAUCAGUUAAAAACAGUGAUGUCCAACUUCUUCCACACCACCGAGGACAAAAUAGUCGAUCGUCUGUUAGCCGAAAGUUUUGCGUCCCAGGAAAGUGUCCCGGAUCCCAUUUCUGAUGCGCUCAGUCCCAUGGAAAAGAUUUCCUUACAAAAUGCUUCCAAUAUAGCUCGAUACGUGGACAACCAUACACCUAUCGAGAAUAAUGCGAAUAAUGAAGAACUGAAUGAGUAUCGUGAGGUUGUAAUGUCGGAUGCUGUGGAGUCUCCAGACAAGAGAGUUGAGAAACGAAAGUUAGGAGACAAAGAAAAGACCUACAGAACUGGUGUUAAAACUAAGAGAGCUAAGGUUGUGCCUAAAGUUGUUACAUAG
Molecule: messenger RNA, 1605 nt
Organism: Zerene cesonia (dogface butterfly)
Lineage: Eukaryota; Metazoa; Arthropoda; Insecta; Lepidoptera; Pieridae
Exons: 9
Coding region: 1-1605 (534 amino acids)
Source: RefSeq, a predicted model, not a curated record